Molecule: messenger RNA, 9735 nt
Organism: Octopus bimaculoides (California two-spot octopus)
Lineage: Eukaryota; Metazoa; Mollusca; Cephalopoda; Octopoda; Octopodidae
Product: dynein axonemal heavy chain 3
Biological process (GO): microtubule-based movement
Cellular component (GO): dynein complex
Molecular function (GO): dynein light intermediate chain binding; dynein intermediate chain binding; ATP hydrolysis activity
Source: RefSeq, a predicted model, not a curated record
UGAGUUCUGAUGAAAUGAAGAGCAAUGUUGAACACCUGAAUGCCCUGCAUGUGAGCCUGGAAGCAGCACAGAAGGAACUUGAUGAAAUGAAUACUGAGGAACAGCUUCUGCAAUUUGAGACAAGUAUUUUCCCCAUCCUGCCAUUGAUGUUCCAACUGAAAGAGCCUUAUGACAAGUUGUGGACAACUGCUUAUAAUUUCAACCAGAAGCAAGAAAUCUGGAUGAAUGGACCAUUCUUGGAAUUGAAUGCUGAAACUAUUGAGAGUGAGGUCGGUGAUAUGUGGCGUACCAUGUAUAAAUUAACUAAAGUCCUCAGUGACCAACCUGGACCACGACGAAUAGCUGACAGUGUUCGUAGUAAACUGGACAAGUUCAAAGCUCACCUGCCACUUCUGCAAGUAAUAUGUAAUCCUGGUAUGCAGGAAAGGCAUUGGAAACAGGUCAGCGAGGUUGUAGGUUUUCCUGUAGAGCCAACAGCACAAACAUCCUUAUUUGAUAUGCUUAAUACUGGAUUUUCGGACCACCUCAGCAAACUGGAGGAGAUUGGUGUAGCAGCAGCCAAGGAAUACUCUUUAGAAAAAGCCCUUAAAAAGAUGAAAACAGAAUGGGCAGACGUUUACUUUGAAAUGGUCCCCUACAGGGAAACCGGAGUAUCUAUUCUGUGUAGCCUUGAUGAAAUUCAGAUGUUGCUAGAUGAUCACAUUACCAAGGCACAGACAAUGAAAGGCUCACCAUUUAUCAAACCUUUCGAAGCAGAAAUGCUUGAAUGGGAAGAGAAAUUGGUAUCAAUGUUUGACAUCAUUGAAGAAUGGCUGAAGUGCCAAUCAACGUGGCUAUAUUUGGAGCCAAUCUUCAGUUCAGAAGACAUCAUUGCACAGAUGCCUAAUGAGAGCCGUAAGUUCGCCAUUGUUGAUACAAUCUGGCAUGACAUCCAAGCAGAAGCUGUGAAGAAUACCCACUGUCUUGUAGCCACCAGUCAACACAAUAUGCUUAGCAGAUUGAAGGAGGCGAAUGUCUACCUUGAUGAGAUUCAGAAGGGACUCAACAUCUACCUGGAGAAGAAACGCCUGUUUUUCCCUAGGUUCUUCUUUUUGUCAAAUGAUGAACUUCUUGAGAUUCUGUCAGAAACCAAAGAUCCACUAAGAGUUCAACCUCACCUGAAGAAGUGUUUCGAGGCCAUCAGCAGGCUAGAGUUCACCGAGGAUGGGGAGAUUGUUGGAAUGGUGUCUGCUGAGAAAGAAGUUGUACCAUUCACAAUCAGCAUACAGCCUGCUAAAGCCAAGGGCAUGGUAGAGAAAUGGCUAUUAGAAGUCCAAAUUGCCAUGAUCACUAGUAUGCGUGAAGUAAUAUCUGAUUCCUUGUUGGCUUAUCCUGAGACUGCUCGCCGAAAGUGGGUGAUCGAGUGGCCUGGACAGGUGGUCAUCUGUUCCAGCAGUAUUUUCUGGACUUCAGAGGUAUCAGAUGCCAUGUCUAAGGAGAAUGGACUCAAGGACUACCUCAGGAAAAGUAAUGACCAGAUUGAUGAAAUAGUGGAACUUGUUCGAUCAAAACUAAGCAGUGGAGCUCGUAUAACACUUGGAGCAUUGAUUGUCAUCGAUGUUCAUGCCCGGGAUGUUAUCUUUGAACUGUGUGAAAAUAAUGUGAACAGCACUCAUGAUUUCCUAUGGUUGUCACAGUUACGUUAUUACUGGGUAGACAAUGUCAUCGUACGUAUGAUCACAACAGAGAUGAGGUAUGGUUAUGAAUAUCUAGGAAACACUCCUCGUCUUGUCAUUACCCCCUUGACAGACCGCUGUUACAGGACAUUGAUGGGGGCCUUAAAACUGAACUUAGGAGGAGCACCAGAGGGGCCAGCUGGAACUGGCAAAACUGAGACAUCGAAAGAUCUAGCAAAAGCUGUAGGCAAACAGUGUGUAGUAUUCAACUGUUCUGAUGGUCUUGAUUACCAAGCAAUGGGCAAAUUUUUCAAAGGUUUAGCCCAAUCUGGAGCCUGGGCCUGCUUUGAUGAGUUCAACCGUAUUGAAUUAGAGGUACUGUCUGUGGUUGCACAACAAAUCCAGAGUAUUCAAAUGGCUAUAGCACAACAACAAACUAAAUUCAUAUUUGAAGGAACUGAAUUGAAACUGGAUCGAACCUGCACUAUAUUUAUCACCAUGAAUCCUGGCUAUGCUGGUCGACAAGAACUGCCAGAUAACCUCAAGGUACUGUUCCGUACAGUUGCAAUGAUGGUACCAGAUUAUGCACUCAUUGGUGAAAUUGUGCUAUACUCCAUGGGAUUUGUACAGGCCAGAAAUUUAUCCGGGAAGAUUGUGGCUACUUAUAAACUUUGUUCAGAGCAGUUAUCCUCUCAGCAUCAUUAUGAUUAUGGUAUGAGAGCUGUAAAGUCUGUAUUAACAGCAGCAGGUAAUCUCAAGUUAAAACACGGUGAUCUAGAUGAAUCAGUACUUCUAUUGAAAGCCAUCAAUGAUGUUAACCUUCCAAAAUUCUUGUCACAGGAUGUCCCCUUAUUUGAAGGUAUUAUUGCUGACCUUUUCCCAGGUGUUAGUCUGCCUCAACCAGACUAUGGCAUAUUCAUGGAUGCUCUGGAGACAAACAUACAGAAGAGAAAGUUACAAUGUGUUCCAUGGUUCUUGGAUAAGAUUAUUCAGGUAUAUGAAAUGAUUCUUGUACGCCAUGGCUUGAUGAUUGUUGGAGAACCUUUGGGUGGGAAAACCAUGGCUUACCAAGUUCUUGCAAAUGCUUUGACAGAUCUCUGCCAGGAUAAGCUGUUUGAAGAAAACAAAGUGAAAUAUACCAUAAUUAACCCCAAGUCUAUCACAAUGGGACAAUUAUAUGGUUGCUUUGAUCCGGUGUCCCAUGAGUGGACAGAUGGGGUUUUGGCAACUGCAUUCAGGUCAUUUGCUAACGAAGCAACUGAUGACCGCAAGUGGAUUAUUUUUGAUGGUCCUGUGGAUGCCAUCUGGAUUGAGAACAUGAAUACAGUCCUUGACGACAACAAAAAGCUAUGUUUAAUGAGUGGUGAAAUAAUCCAGAUGAGUAAGGCAAUGAACUUACUGUUUGAAGCUUCUGACCUUGAGCAAGCCUCACCAGCUACAGUGAGCAGAUGUGGAAUGAUCUACAUGGAACCUGAAGAAAUGGGAUGGAGGCCCUUCAAGCAAUCCUUCAUGGACUAUGAACUCCCAGACCAUCUAGAACUUGCUCACAAGGAACUGAUAAAUGACAUGUUUGAGUGGCUCAUGCCACCCACCCUCUACUUUGUACAACAUAAAUGCCGACUCUUCCUCAAGGUAUCUGACAUGCAACUCAUUAACUCCUUCCUGCGCAUGUAUACAUGUUUGAUGGAUGAAAUCAGGGACUCCGACAAAGAUGUUGAAGGCGGCAAAACCUUGACAAGUCAACAGAUAUUCCUCUGGCUCCAAAAUCUGUUCCUCUUUUGUACGGUGUGGGCCAUUGGAGGCAUAACAUCCACUGAAUCUCGUAAGAGCUUUGAUGAGUAUUUCAGGACCCUUAUAAGUGGCACAGAUUCUAAGCAUUCAAAACCUAAAAGUUGUAAAAUCACCAAGAGUAAUGCAUUCCCUGAAAGGGGAACAGUGUUUGAAUAUUGUUUUGAGAAAAGGGGUUCUGGUAACUGGAUCAGCUGGAUGGAUACCCAAGACAAAGGAGCGCAGUCAAUCCCUUCAAAUGCCAAGGUCAGUGAACUGAUUAUUCCAACCACUGAGACAUUAUUUCAACAGUUUUUCCUCAAUAUAUUCCUGACUCAUGAGGUACCACUAUUACUGGUUGGUCCUACUGGUACUGGCAAGUCUGCAAUUACCAAUAGCUACUUAGUAACACUACCCAAGGACAUAUACAUUCCAAACUGUAUGAACUUCUCUGCCAGAACAACAGCUUACCAAACCCAAGAGAUAAUUAUGUCACAACUUGACAGGCGGAGGAAAAGUGUCUAUGGCCCACCAGUUGGGAAGAAGCUUAUCAUAUUUGUAGAUGACCUGAAUAUGCCAGCAAAGGAGGUAUAUGGUGCACAGCCACCAAUUGAACUCUUGCGACAAUGGAUUGAUCAUGGCCACUGGUAUGACAAACGGGACACAUCAAAAAUAUUUCUCAAAGAUGUGUUGUUUGUAUCAGCAAUGGCUCCUCCUAGUGGUGGCAGGCAGCCAAUUACAACUCGUUUUACAAGGCACACAAAUGUCAUAACCAUCACUGAGUUUGAUGACAGCACUCUGAGCAGAAUAUUUGGAAUGAUUUCAGAUUGGCAUUUUGGACGAGGUUUUGAGUCUGCAUUUAUGCGGAUGGGCAAGCUUAUGGUCUCUGCGACAAUGGAGGUAUACAAGAAUGCCAUUGUCACCUUCCUACCAACGCCAUCCAAAAGCCAUUAUGUAUUUAAUCUGCGUGAUUUCUCACGGGUCAUCCAAGGUGUACUGCUUGUUCCUCCUAUCAACAUGGUUGAGACAGACAAGGUAAUCCGACUGUGGGUACAUGAAGUCUACAGAGUAUUCCAUGAUCGUCUCAUUGAUGACACUGAUCGGGAAAUGUUUUUCAGCAUUGUCAAAGACUCAUGUCAAAACAACUUCAAGGUAAACAUUGACAAGGUUCUUGGUCAUCUUUCAAAAAGUGGUAAAGUGAAGGACAGUGAUGUUCGAAACCUCUUCUUUGGAGAUUUUGCCAACCCUGAUCAGAGAACUACUUAUGAUGAAAUACAAGAUUUAAAGGAACUGACCAAAGUCAUGGAACAUUAUCUGGAUGAAUGCAAUGCCAACAGUAAAAGUCCUAUGUCGUUAGUGAUGUUCAAAUUUGCUAUAGAACACAUUUCCAGGGUCAGUCGAGUUCUGCUGCAAGACAAUGGACAUGUCCUCCUUGUGGGUAUUGGAGGAAGUGGUCGACAGAGUGUGACCAAGCUGGCUUGCCACAUGGCUGAAUAUGACCUUUUUCAAAUUGAGAUAACACGUAAUUACACUAAUAAUGAGUGGAAGGAGGAUUUGAAGAAGCUGUUAUUACGUACAGGGUGCAAUGCCAAGCCUCAUGUGUUUCUCUUCUCUGACAACCAAAUCAAAGAUGAAUGUUUUAUGGAAGACAUCAGUAUGAUUCUUAACACUGGAGCUGUUCCCAAUCUCUUUGCUUCUGAUGAGAAAGCUGAGAUCAUUGAGAAGAUGCAGAGUGCUGCACGUCAAGAGGGGAGAAAGAUAGAUGCGUCACCAUUGGCCUUGUAUAAUUUCUUUGUUGACCGAGUGAAGAUAAACCUUCAUGUAGCCCUCACUCUUAGUCCCAUCGGAGAUGCUUUUCGCAAUCGUCUUCGUAUGUUUCCAUCAUUGAUAAACUGUUGUACCAUUGAUUGGUUCAAGGCUUGGCCUUCAGAUGCUCUGGAGAUGGUUGCCAACAAAUUUCUGGAGGAAACUGAAAUGGAUGAAUCUACCAAGCAUGAAUGUGUUGUGAUGUGCAAACAUUUCCAUGAAUCAGUUCGUUUAAUGUCUGAGAACUAUUAUGACAUCUUACGACGACACAAUUAUGUCACCCCAACAUCGUACUUGGAGUUAAUCAUGACCUUCAAAAAUCUUUUGACAUCAAAACGAACCGAGAUCCUAACAAUGAAGAACCGUUAUCUAACUGGUUUGGAGCAGCUUCAAUUUGCUGCCUCACAAGUGUCUAUAAUGCAGCAGGAACUGACUGAGUUGCAACCAGAACUAAUAAAGACAUCUGAAGAUACCGAGAAACUUAUGGUGAAAAUUGAGCAGGAUACUGUGGAAGUUGAGGCCAAAAAGGAGGUCGUUGCUGCUGAUGAAGCAAUUGCUAAUGAGGCAGCUGCAGCCUCCCAGGCUAUCAAAGAUGAGUGUGAAAGUGACUUGGCAGAAGCAAUUCCUGCACUGGAGUCUGCUAUUCAUGCCCUCAACACAUUGAAACCUUCUGACAUCACUUUGCUCAAAACAAUGACAAAUCCACCAACAGUUGUGAAAUUGGUCAUGGAAUCAGUAUGUGUCAUGUUAAUGAUUAAACCUGAAAGAAAACCUGAUGGCAGUGGGAAAAUGUUUGAUGAUUACUGGGGACCUUCACUGAAGCUCCUUGGUGACAUGAAGUUUUUGGAAAAACUGAAAACUUACAACAAAGACAACAUAGCGCCAGCUAUUAUGUCCCGUAUCAGGAAAAUCUAUAUACCAAAUCCUGAAUUUGAUCCCAAUGUAGUGAAACAAGCAUCAACUGCCUGUGAAGGUCUCUGCCGUUGGGUCAGAGCAAUGGACCAGUAUGAUAAAGUAGCUAAAAUUGUGGCUCCAAAGAAAAUUAAACUUUUGGAAGCAGAAACUGAAUUGAGUAUGCAGAUGCAGAAACUCGAUGAGAAACGAGCACAACUGAAAGAGGUUGCAGAUAAACUACAAGCAUUAAAUGAUAAAUUUGAAGCAAUGACCCAGAAAAAGAAAGAACUUGAAGACAACAUUGAAGUCUGUUCCAAGAAACUGGACCGGGCUGAACAGCUGAUUGGUGGACUAGGGGGAGAGAAAGACCGUUGGACAAAAGCCGCUAAAGAACUAGGAGAAUUGUAUGAUUGCAUUACUGGAGAUGUUCUGCUUGCAUCUGGUGUAGUUGCAUAUCUAGGUGCAUUUACUGUAGAUUACAGACAAACUAUCAUAAAAGAAUGGGUGGAACUGUGUGAAGAGAAAAAUAUUCCUUGUUCCCCAGACUUUUCCUUCAAUACCUGUCUUGGUGACCAGGUGAAGAUUCGCGAGUGGCAGAUAGCAGGGCUUCCUGCAGAUAACUUCAGUAUUGAUAAUGCUAUUAUCACCUCUAAGUCACGAAGAUGGCCUCUUAUGAUUGAUCCACAAGGACAAGCUAAUAAGUGGAUAAAAAACAUGGAGAAAGCCAACAAGCUGGCUGUCAUCAAGUUAUCUGACAGUAACUAUGUGCGCACAUUGGAGAACUGCAUCCAGUUUGGGUUACCUUUGUUGUUGGAGAACGUCGGUGAAGAGCUUGAUCCUCUGCUUGAGCCAGUGCUACAAAAAUCAACCUUCAAACAACAAGGUGUGGAGUACAUGCGUCUUGGAGAUAACCUGAUUGAGUACUCUCCACAGUUCCGCCUCUAUAUUACGACACGGCUAAGAAACCCACAUUAUUUGCCAGAAAUUUCUGUCAAGGUAUGUAUGCUAAACUUUAUGAUCACACCACAAGGACUACAAGACCAGCUAUUGGGUAUUGUGGCAGCAAAGGAAAAACCAAAAUUAGAGGAGAAGAAGAAUGAGCUGAUUGUGCAGGGAUCUGAGAACAAAAGACUGCUGAAAGAGAUAGAAGACAAAAUUCUUGAAGUGCUGACUGCAUCAGAGGGGAAUAUUCUAGAAGAUGAAACUGCAAAUAAAGUCUUAACUUCAUCAAAACUUUUGGCAGAAGAGAUAUCAGCAAAGCAAGCUAUUGCAGUUGCAACAGAGAUAGAGAUUGAUGAAACAAGGAAUGGUUACCGGCCUGUGGCUGUUCAUUCUUCCAUAUUAUUCUUUUGUAUUACAGAACUUGCCAAUAUUGAACCUAUGUACCAAUAUUCUCUCACUUGGUUUAUCAACCUGUAUCUACAUCUUAUACCACAGUGUGAUUUCCUGCAGAAGUGUAUAACCAACAGCCCACCGGCAUCGAAUAUUGAGAAACGGAUUGAAAACCUCAACUUGUAUUUCACAAACAGCAUCUAUCGGAAUGUGUGUCGGUCUUUGUUUGAGAAAGAUAAGCUUCUCUUCUCAUUCAUUUUAUGUGUUGAGCUCAUGAAAGGAGCAGGAAAUGUUGAUGAAGAAGUUUGGCGUUUUCUGUUAACUGGAGGUGUGGCUCUGGAUAAUCCAUACCCUAAUCCAGCCCCUGAAUGGUUGAGUGAGAAAAGUUGGGCAGAAAUUGUGAGGGCUUCAAAUUUAUUGAAUCUUGAAGAAUUCAUGACAAGUGUCCAAGGUGACCCAAAUCAGUGGAAGGAAAUAUAUGAUCAUCCAUCUCCACAUACUUUGUCAGUGCCUUCUCAAUUUAACAUGUGUACUGAGAUGGAAUGCAUGAUCAUCCUGCGAUGUUUGCGCCCUGACAAAAUGAUACCAAAAGUGCAAGAUUUCAUUGUCAACAACCUAGGCCCUGCUUACAUUGAUCCCCCAACUUUUGAUCUUGAAGGUUCUUUUGCUGAUUCAAACUGCUGUGCACCUCUCAUAUUUGUCCUAUCCCCUGGUGCUGACCCUAUGGCUGCACUGCUCAAGUUUGGUGAAGACAAAGGUUUCACACAAAAGAUACAGACUAUAUCCCUUGGACAAGGUCAGGGUCCGAUAGCUGAGAAAAUGAUCCUAAAAGGUAUAACUGUUGGAUCAUGGGUUGUAUUACAGAAUUGCCAUUUAGCUACAAGCUGGAUGCCAAAACUGGAAAAGAUCUGUGAGGAGGUAAUUAUACCAGAAAAUACUCAUGAAGAAUUUCGGCUUUGGUUGACUAGUUACCCUUCAGACAAAUUUCCAGUUUCAAUAUUACAAAAUGGUGUGAAGAUGACCAACGAACCACCAAAAGGUUUAAGAGCCAAUAUGCUUAGAUCAUUCUUGAAUGACCCUAUUUCAGACCUCAACUUCUUUAAUGGGUGCAACAAGCCAGAAGUAUGGCACAAACUGUUGUUUGGUCUCUGUUUUUUCCAUGCCCUUGUACAAGAACGACGCAGCUUUGGACAUCUCGGAUGGAACAUUCCGUAUGGAUUUAAUGAAUCUGACCUGCGGAUCAGCAUGAGACAGAUGUUGAUGUUCCUAAAUGAUUAUGAGGAACUGCCCAUUGCAGCACUGACCUAUUUGACUGGCCACUGUAACUAUGGUGGUCGUGUCACAGAUGACAAGGACCGUCGUCUUUUGAUGUCAAUGUUGUCCAACUUCCUGAACUAUGAAAUUGUCACUGAGACAAACUAUCCAUUUUCUCAGUCAGGUAUCUACUAUACACCACCUGAAAGUGAGUAUGAUGAUUAUGUGAAGUACAUCAAAAAUUUUCCCAUCAUUACAUCACCUGAAGUGUUUGGACUUCAUGAGAAUGCAGACAUCACCAAGGACAACAAUGAAACACAGGAGCUUUUCAAUGGAAUUCUUUUGACCCUUCCUCGUGUUACCUCUGCUGCAGGCAAAUCAUCAGGAGAAGUAAUUCAAGAGUUGGCAACAGAUAUUCUUCAGAAACUUCCAGACAAUUUUGACAUGGAAAAGGUGAUACAAAAAUAUCCUGUGUUGUAUACAGAAUCGAUGAACACAGUUCUUCGUCAAGAAUUGAUCCGCUUCAACAGACUAACUUCAGUAGUGCGAGAGACUCUUAAAAGUUUGUGCAAAGCCAUCAAGGGUCUUGUAGUGAUGUCUGCCAGCUUGGAAGAAGUUUUUUCCAGUAUGUUGGUUGGUCGUGUUCCUUCCGUAUGGGCAGCAAAGUCCUACCCCUCUCUCAAGCCAUUAGGCAGCUAUAUUAAUGAUUACUUAUCAAGAUUGAAAUUCUUCCAGGAUUGGAUUGAGAAGGGUCCACCAACAACAUUUUGGAUUUCUGGUUUCUACUUCACUCAGUCCUUUCUCACAGGGUUUGUUUUUAGAAGGAGCAUGUUGGAACCGGAGCACUUCAUUCAUUGCAGAAUCUUUACCCAAGAUUUUGUUUGAUCCGCUACCAGUUAUCUGGCUAAAACCCAAUGAUAUAGAGAAGUUCAUACCAGUGCCAAGUUACUCAUGUCCAGUGUACAAGACAACUGCCCGGCGUGGAGUCUUGUCCACUACUGGGCACUCCACCAAUUUCGUAAUGUUU